Linum tenue is the source of this 513-nucleotide messenger RNA. Lineage: Eukaryota; Viridiplantae; Streptophyta; Magnoliopsida; Malpighiales; Linaceae. The record is from the annotation of a GenBank genome assembly.
AUGGAUUCCCAGAGCAUUCGUGACCUUGAGUCGGAGAAGAAGAUUUGGUCAGGUCAAUGUCGUGUCUCCAGAAUGUGGCUUGGGGUGAAUGUACAUACAGACAAAGUUCUCCAUUUCGACCUCAUUCUGAUGGAUUCAAAGGGCAAUGAUAUCUGGGUACAAAUCCCUCCUGUGUUGAUAGAAAAUUUUAAGAAGAUGCUGAAGGAGAACCAUGGUUACAUUAUCAAGAACUUCGAUAUCAAUACAACUGGACUGAAAUAUCGACCUAUUGGGAAUCCAUAUUUGAUACAAUUUAGUAGGAAGACAACUGUUCAUCAUGUUCCUGAAGUUCCUGCAAUUUCGACCUUCAAAUUCAGUUUCCUAAAUGCAAGUCAGAUGGCAGGCAAAUUGGGUCAUGUUGAGAUCCUUUCAGAUGUUGUUGGUCGACUGCGCACACAUUCAGAUGCAAUUACUACUACCAGCCUUACUCGGAAAACUAUAAGGAAAGAGCUCACAUUGCAACUGAUUGAGUGA